This is a messenger RNA of Marmota flaviventris (yellow-bellied marmot), 2063 nucleotides long. RefSeq names its product Cdk5 and Abl enzyme substrate 1 (gene Cables1). Gene Ontology annotation, biological process: regulation of cell cycle; nervous system development. Gene Ontology annotation, cellular component: cytosol. The record is from RefSeq and is a predicted model, not a curated record. Lineage: Eukaryota; Metazoa; Chordata; Mammalia; Rodentia; Sciuridae.
AUGGCGGCGGCGACCGCCACCGCCGGCUCAGCCGCUUGCAGCAGCGGCGGCAGCGCUGGCACCGACGCCGCGGGCACCAGCGGGUUGCAGCCGCCGCUGCCGCAGCCCCAGCCCGCGGCCGCCGCACCGGCCCAGCGGCCGCCCGAACCCCCCCGGAAGCCGCGCGUGGACCCACGGCGCCGCCAGGCUGCCCUCUCCUUCCUCACCAACAUCUCGCUGGACGGACGGCCGCCGCUGCAGGAGGAGGAGUGGGGCGGCGGCGAGGAGAGCGGAGCAGCUAAGCCCGGAGCGGGCAGCGCUUACGGCGCUAGGACUCGGCUCAGCCUACUGGCCGCCGGCUGCAGCGCGCUCGCCGCACCGGGCACAGCGGCCGCGGCGUUGGCUACUGGGUCUAGCCCCUUCCCACUGCAGCCUUCGCUGCUGCCGCCCCUGGCUCCGGGCGGCCACGCGACCCUGCCCGGCCCCGGAGCGUCGCGGGCGCUCGCUAGCCCUCUGGGCGCGGGCCGGACGUCGGGGGAGCUUUUGCAAACGUCCCGGUCGGCGCCUCUAGCCUCCUGUUCUCAACUGCAGCUGCUGGAUGGGCCCGGGAGUGCCGAGCAGGAGGAGUUGGAGGAGGACGAUGCCUUUACCACCGUGCAGGUGCCGGCAGCCGCCUUCUUGAGCUCCGGGACCCCCGGGAGUGGGAGCGGCAGUCGGGGCCGUCUCAACUCGUUCACUCAGGGAAUCCUGCCCAUCGCCUUCUCCAGGCAGAUCUCACAAAACUACUGCUCCCUGGAGCAGUCGGGUCAGAGCGGCAGCACCAGCGCCUUUGAGCAGCUGCAGAGGUCUCGACGUCGCCUCAUCUCCCAGAGAUCAUCGUUGGAGACCCUGGAAGAUAUUGAAGAGAAUGCCCCUCUCCGGAGAUGUCGAACUCUCUCAGGUUCGCCCAGACCAAAGAAUUUUAAGAAGAUUCAUUUUAUCAAGAACAUGCGGCAACACGAUACCAGGAAUGGCAGAAUAGUCCUUAUCAGUGGCAGAAGAUCCUUCUGUAGUAUAUUUUCCGUGCUGCCGUAUCGCGACAGUACCCAAGCCGGGGAUCUGAAGUUGGAUGGAGGGAGGCAGUCAGCAGGCGCCAUGAGCUUGAAAGAGAUCAUUGGUCUUGAAGGUGUGGAGCUGGGUGCUGACGGAAAGACAGUUUCUUAUACCCAAUUUCUGUUACCCACAAAUGCCUUCGGAGCCCGGAGGAAUACUAUAGACUCCACCUCCUCCUUCUCCCAGUUCCGCAACCUGAGCCACCGCAGCCUCUCCAUAGGCCGGGCCAGCAGCACCCAGGGGAGCCUCGACACAGGUAGUGACCUGGGAGACUUUAUGGACUAUGACCCAAAUCUCUUGGAUGACCCCCAGUGGCCUUGUGGCAAGCACAAGCGAGUUCUGAUCUUUCCUUCAUACAUGACCACAGUAAUUGACUAUGUGAAGCCCUCAGAUCUCAAGAAGGACAUGAACGAGACCUUCAAGGAGAAGUUUCCUCAUAUUAAGCUGACACUCAGCAAAAUAAGGAGUCUGAAACGAGAGAUGCGGAAACUUGCCCAGGAGGACUGUGGCUUUGAGGAGCCUACGGUGGCCAUGGCCUUCGUCUACUUUGAGAAGCUCGCCCUCAAGGGAAAGCUCAACAAGCAGAACCGGAAGCUUUGUGCUGGAGCAUGUGUGCUGUUAGCAGCCAAGAUCGGAAGUGACCUCAAAAAGCAUGAAGUCAAGCAUUUAAUUGAUAAACUGGAAGAGAAGUUCCGGCUGAAUAGGCGAGAACUGAUUGCCUUUGAAUUCCCAGUGUUAGUGGCCUUAGAAUUUGCACUCCAUUUACCAGAGCACGAAGUCAUGCCACACUACAGACGCCUGAUCCAGAACUCCUAGCACAGGGCCCAGCAGGGUGAAGGACCAUUCCUCUGAGUGCUGUGGAGCGGAGUUCACUACUGGAAAUGCAAAAAAUAAAACUCAAAAGUACCAAGCUUCUUAUCCUCAUCAUAGUUUUCGCAGAGAAGCAGUACUGGAAACUUCACGGAGUCUUCAGUCUGGCUGGCCGAGAAGAG